UAGAAGAAUCAAAUAUAUAUGUUUUUGAUAGCUCUCUUGAAAAAAUAAAUUCUUCUUUCUAUUCGGGGAGCACUAGUAGCAUGUGAUAUCAUAAAAAAUUAAAAGACAUUAAACAGAGUAGUCUAGUCGAAUCAUUUUAAAAGAAACAAAAUGGCUGCCGAUGUGUUCUGUGCGGCGACUACCACUCCUUCCAGUGAUAACUUUCAAUAAAUUGUAUCGUAAUACAGCCCCAAUCUGUAAAAUUUCCUUAGAUUCAAUAAUUCUGGUGUGUCGGUUGUUUACGAGGAUAAAGUUAUUUGUCAUAUCGAAUAUUUAAUAACCACAAGUUAUGAAAACGACAUGGCGGACUGAUAAUCAACCAAUAGGAAGCCAGCAUCAAGCGUUUCAGAAUUGCAUGUACUCGCAUUUCGCGUCAUUACGUUUUCGGUGCCUUCUUUCUCUUAUAAAAUUUAGUAGGUAAUCUUUUCGUAUCAGUAAGUUGAUUGACUUUUCAGUUUAUAACUAAGAAAACAGUGUGAAUAUUGUGUUUAAAAUUGUUAUGAGACGAUCGUUUGAAGUGAAGUAUCCCGACGGCUGGGAUCAUGACUGCGUUGGAUUUAGGAUGAACUGAAAUGCAAUACCAUCUUUUUGUUUUUGUAAACAAGACUAUGUUUUUACUAUACACGUGCGAGACUGUAUACAAUUGACAGUUGUUUUAACGAUGUCGGGAAGGGGGGCGAAGAAACGCGGGAGGCCUCCAAAAUCGGGGAGUUUCGAAAAAAGCAGGAAAUUCCAGUAUCAUUUGUUGAAAAAACCAAAAUAUUUACUAAAUCAGCAAAAUGCAGGAUCAGCUUCGCUGGUGAGUACGCCCUCGGCAUCUAGAGCAUCGUCUCCUCAAGGAAGUGAUAUAAGUAGGCGAAGUACACGAAAACAAAGAGGAGGAAAGGCUCAUAAAAAUAAACGAGGUGGAAUAUCUGGUUCUUAUUCACGAAGAGGUUAUAAUCCUCAUGCAGCUGAUUAUCAUGAAUCUGAAUAUCACUAUGGAUCUGAUUUUGGAGAUGAAUACAGCGAUAGGUCGGAACCAGAAGAAGAUCGCGCCAGUGAAAGUUCGGAUGGCAGCGUAGGAGACGGUGCCGCGAGCGAUAGUGACUUCUCUGUCAGCAGCUACAGCACUACCAGUGGUACACCUCGUAAGGCUAAUAAUUUACUCAGACCACCAAGUCCAGAUCCUCUAUGGCUACAACAAGAACGCCAAAUUCCAGUUUUAGACCUUCCACCAUCAUCAGAUGACUUGCUAAUACCACAGAAUUUAAUUUUACAAGUUGUUGGUGUAUAUGAGGUGUUAAGACACUUCAGACAUCUAGUAAGGCUGUCACCCUUCCGCAUUGAGGACCUGUGUGCAGCGAUUAGUUGUGAAGAACAGAGCAAUCUACUUGUAGAAGUGCAUAUGAUGCUACUCAAAGCCUUGUUAAGGGAAGAAGAUGCUCAACAGACACAUUUCGGUCCACUGGACCAUAAAGACAGUGUUAAUAUUACUUUAUUUUUGUUAGAUGUUAUGACAUGGCCUGAAGUCCUUAGAAUAUACAUUGAAAGUGAUAAAUCGUUUGACCAGAAUGUUGUUAAAAUUUUAAAUGCAUGUGAAUAUCCAUUCACAUCUGUAGAGAAUCGGCUGGCUGUCCUUCAAUUUUUAUGUAAUCAAUUUUUAAUUACUAAUCCAGUACGAGAUGAUCUUCUUAGUGAAGUUCCAAUACAUUAUGAUGAUCAUUGUCGAGUAUGUCACCGGUUGGGAGAUCUUUUAUGUUGUGAAACAUGCCCUGCAGUUUUUCACUUAGAAUGUGUGGAUCCACCUUUAGGAGAUGUGCCAUCUGAAGAUUGGCAGUGUGCUUUGUGCAAGCAACAUAAAACAAUGGGUGUGACAGAUUGUCUUCCAGAUGCUGAAAAGCAAGGCUUAAUGUGUAGACAUGAACAUCUAGGGUUUGACAGACAUGGAAGGAAAUAUUGGUUUAUAGCACGGCGCUUAUUUGUUGAAGCUGAAAAUGGGCAUGUCUGGUAUUAUUCAUCUUCUGAACAGUUUGAGGAUCUAUUAAAUGUGUUGGAUUCUGAUGAAAUGGAAGCACCACUUGUACGAGAAUUAUUGGAAAUGAAACAGGAAAUUUUAAGACAAAUGGAUAUUACUGAACGUCUUACAAAUCAAGUCAAGGGAAGUAGAAAAUCAUACUUAGAAAUUGAAAAUGCCAACAUUGUCAAAGCGCGAAAAGAAAAAGAAGAACAAAAAAGACUUGACCGUAAUCCUGAAUUAAAACUAGACGAUGAUAAAAUUGAAAAUGUGUCAUCAUUAGUUGGUGAUGGAGAUGUGGUGAAUGAGGUAACUGUGGUCAGUGAGGACGCAAACCAUGAUGAUAAUGAUGAAUCUGCUGAAGAUGAUGAUAAUAAGAAGUUAAAAGGCAAUGCAGCUAGUAGGACUAAACUGCCACUUCAGAAAAAACAUGAAGAAGUAACUGAAAGGUUAACAAGACUAAAGUCCAACCAAAUCUCCAAUGGGACUUACCUCUUCAAAUUAGGAAAUGAAAAUAGUUUUAAGAACUACAUAAAUCAGUACUCUGCCAAUCCUUUAGCUUUAAACAAGCCACAGAGAAAUGAGGAGAGAGACAAAAAACGAUACAUGUCCCAUAAGUUUUCUUUAUCAUCAGCGCAAGAAUUUAAAUGGGUUGGAUUGCUAAAUGCUACGAAACCAUUAUUGGAGGCUACUCUUAGACAAACCUUAUUACAAUUGGAGUCAAACAUAGUAUUACAAUUUAUGCACCCCAACUGGUCAUUAUUAAGGAAGCCCUGGGUGCAAGCUGUACAACUGUGUCAAGCUCCCCGUGAUUUUGCCAGGGCCCUUUGUGUACUCCAGGCAUGUUUCAAAAGUGUUGUUUGGGUACCUGCGUGGCAUGAACAACUAGGUCACGUUAGAUUAUUACGAACAACUGCGACUGAUCGGGAAGAACGAAAAAAACUUGAUAAGAGAGAAAAAAAAGAAAGAGACGAAGAAGAGGAAAGAUAUCGGACUGCAUAUAAUUUUGUCAAGUAUUCUCUUGGACUACGACACCAGGUAUGGAAACAAAAAGGAGAAGAAUACAGAAUUCAUGGACAAUGGGGUUGGUUAUGGAAUUCGUCGACGAGAAAGUAUAAAAAACAUGGUGUCACAAAAGCUACUCUCAUGAGUGGCCCUGCAAAGAUAGCCGUACGAGUAAGAGAAGGCAGUAUCAUAAAAGUUUUAGCUGUUGAACCUAAAACUUAUGACUAUCUUAUUUCAAAUGAAGGCGAAAAUAAAGAUGUCAUGGAAAAAUUGCCCCCAUCAAUGCGCAACUUAAAAAUCGAUAAAGACGAUGACGGUUUUGAAGAAAUUGAUGUUGAAAAAGCACUGAGCUCUUCAACCAGAAGAUAUUACCCAAAGAUUGCAAAAAAAUCUAAGCUUGAUGAAUUUUUGGCUCGACGAACAUACCUAAAAUUUAUGGAGGAAAAGAAAUUGACUAAUUUGAUAGCCAAUGUAAAAAAAGAAGAAGCGGAAGUCAAAAGCGAGGAUGACAAAAACAUUGAUGUGGAAAACGACGAUCCAGAACCAGAUAUGUCAUCCAUUUGUGGUACAGUCAGCGGAACCAAGCAAAGAGAUGCAGGUGGAGCAGUGAAUUCUAAUAAUCUACUGGGAAAUUCAAAAGAUAAUACUAAAGUAUCAAUAUUGGAACAAUAUCUACUAGGUAAAAGUUCUUGUACCAAUUCAAGCGAAAACAUAUUGACUGAUCUGUUAUCAGCAGUUGCAUGUGCUCAAGAAUGUGACAACAAAGUUUGUGAUUCCUAUGUUAAAAGAAAAUUAAGUGGAGAUGACAGCGAUAAUGUUGAUUACAAAGUAGAGAAGGAUGAUAUUGACGAUAACUCGUGUGUAGUCAAGUCAGAGAGUACUCUUGAAGAGUCCGCCGUGCCAGCAGUCGGGAACGAAAUGGAUAUUGAUAUCACAUGCAACAAUAACGAAGAUAAUGAGGUUGAAAUAGGUCCAUUGAAGGAAUUAACUGAUUGUGAGUCUUCAGAACAAGAUAAUAAUGCCAGUACAACUAACGAUAGCAAUGAACGACCGCCCAUCCCUAAGUUAAAAAUAACAAGAGGUCGAGCUUCGAAAGCGUCUUCGACUACUACAAAUACUGGAAACAAUAAUGAAGCAAAAGAUUCAUCUUACAAAUGUUCUGUAUCAGCCAAGAAUAAUGACAAAGUAAAGUAUCGUGCAAUGGUCAAUAGAAGAUUUGGUGCAACAAAGACUCAUAAAAGAGAAGAUAAAACUAUCAAAGAAGAAAAAACAGAGGGAAAUGUGGUAAGAGUAUAUUCUACUGAGAAUCCCUCUGGAAAAGUUUAUCUCAAACGUGUACAAACAUCAGCAGUAGAAAAGAAAAAGAAACGGACUCCAGUGAAGUAUCCGCUUUGUUCAACAUUCCAUACUAGGAGUAAAGCCAAAACUAUAAUGGUUCUUCCUCAUCAUGAAUUACGAAAACUCUGUAGACAAGCUGGCCAUAAUGCCGUAGCUGGUUUCAGUCAUAACGCGAAACCUAAUCAAGCCGUGUGGCCGUACCCGUGUCCUCGGCCAUUAUUUAAGACCUGUUGGCUGUAUCGCACUGUAAAUCUUCAGUGGUUAGCAAGUGCAGCUUUGCAACUUCGUAUUAUGUGGGCUUGCCUACGUUGGGAUGACAUGGCUGCUAAGCCAGCUUCAGCUGAUGGUAAACAUCAACUUACUACUGAUACGGAAAUUGUUUCACUGGAAUUGCUAAAACAUCGACAUAUAGGGCAAUUUUCGGAGCGAACUCAAUAUCUUCGGCGACGGGUGGUAAUACCACUUGAAUUGCCGAAAACAGUUCGUGAAGUAACAUCAAUACGUAGUGGCUUAAGGAAAAGAAAACGAGCUGAGUCGCCCCAAAACACCGAACCUCAGGUCUCUGAAGAGUGGGUUGAUGAAGAUAAGCUAGAACUUUGGGAAGUUCGACAAUACGGCGAACGUACGGAGCGAGCUACGCCCGUCACUCGCACGUCCACGGGCAAGCUGCCGCAGCGCAACGUGGCGCCGCCGGCUAACGCUGCUGACCUCAAAGAUAAAAUGGAACAACAGUUACGCGAACAACGAGCUGCUCAUCAACAGAAGAGGGCAUUGGAAAUGUCGCAAGACAAAACAAAAUCUAACACCAACCAGAAUUGUGGCAAAAGUACACUUACGUCUUUGCUAACUACAAAUGCCACAACCCCUACUGGGCAAAAAACAGUUAUUGGCACUAGGAGGAUUAUUAUGACUAAAGGAGCUGAUGGAUCAACGCGUGUAAUCAGCCAGCCUAUCGCAGGACCAACGAAAUCGGCACAAAACGAUGGUACUUCAAAAUCAAAUGCUACUCCACAGAAAGAAGGGCCCCAAAAGGUUCAAAUAAUCCGGGCGCCCGAUGGAAAAAUAACUGUUAGAGGCUUAUUAGCGGGCCAGCAGCUGAUACAAAUGCCUGAUGGCAAAUUGCACGUCGUAAUGGCGGGUCAACAAGGAGUCACAGGGCAACUCGUAGCCGCUUCUCCUGCGCCCAAGCCGAUCGAAAGUAACAGUUCUCCCGGAGGAGACGUCAAGAACGCCGACGAUGCGAGACAGACGGGUCGCACCAGCACGGCCCCCGCUCAGCAGGUGGUGGUGCAGGGCAACCGGCAGAUCGUGGUGCAACCGGCGCAGCAGAUGGUGGUGCAGCCGCCUGCACAGGUGGUGGUGCAGCCGGCGCAGCCCGUGGUGGUGCAGGCGGGCGCGCGCGCGCUGGCGCCGCGCAUGCAGACCGUGCUGCUGCAGGCGCCGCUGCUGCCCCGUCCCGCCGCGCCGCGCGCCGCCGCGCCGCGCCCGCAGCCGCGCCCGCCGCAGCCGCAGCAGAUCGUCGUCAAUAACCCUGUCUUAGUGCAGCAGAUUGCUGCUGGCAAAAUUCAGCUUGCCACUGUCAACGGCCAGCAGGUUCUCAUUCGGCCGACUGGAAAUAACCAGGCGCAGAUAGUUGCCCACAUCGGCCAGAGUCCUUCAGGCGUGAGCGCGGCGCCGGUGUCGUCCCCGGCGCCCGCGCCCCGCCCCGCGCCGCCGCCGCUGGCGCCGCAGCCGGCGCCGCAGCCUAUUCAGCCGCAGCCGCAACAGCAACAACAACAACAGCUUACCGAAGAUGAAAUUGUAGAAAAGCGACUUCUGGUUGGCCAACCUCCUGGCACCGUUAUAAAAACUGUAACAGCACAGGUCAUGCAGACAAGUAGUGGUCCCAGCAUAGUUCUUCAAGGACUGCACGGGUAUUCUUUGACGCCGCAACAACUGGCGUUAGUGCAACACCAAGUUAAACAACAGUUGCUAAAAGCUCAAGAGUCUACAGGCAAGCAAGGUAUGCUGGGCCCCCGCAAGAUGUACCUGGCGGUGCAGCCGGCGCCCAGCGCGCCGCCGCCGCUGGCGCCCGUGGCGCCGCAGCCGCUGCACGCCAUACAGUCCUUGCAGCCGCUGCCCGUGCCCACGCAUCAGGAUGUUAGCGAAGAAGAUCAAUUAAAACGACAAAAACUUAUGAACGGUGAAGAAAAUGUAGCUGAGGCGGCUAGUCAUCAGGAGGCGACACCUUCCAAACUUGAAGAUGUAAAAGAAAAUAACACGAAAACAGAUAUUAUUAAUUCCGGUCCGGAUGUUCUACAAAGUAAUAAAUUCGUGUUAACACCUGAUUAUAUCCAACAAACCAUUAAAAGUGCGCUCAAGCAAGAAAAUUUGAAUCCUGAAAUAGAGGAAAAGUUGCUGCAGCUUCAACGCUAUCAAGAGAAACGAAUGAAGCCGGAGGUUCAGCCAGAGAGAGAGACUCGGGCGAUCGCUGUGAUCGCUCGGUCACCCACGCCGCCCGCGCGCCGCCGCGUCACUUCUUCACGACACGACGACGACGACGACGAGUGGGUGGACAGCAGUCCGCGCAAGCGAACGCGCGGCGGCCGGCCGUGCUCGCCGCCGCCCGCCGCCCCGCCCGCCGCCGCCCGCGCGCCCGCCCGCGUGCCGGCCGCCGCGCCCAUCGCGCCGCCGCCCGCGCCCGCUGCGCCGCCCCCGCCCUCACAUCCCCACCCUACGGGCCUUGAUGAGCGUCGUCGAGCCGCUUCCAAUAAUUCUCGGCUACAGAUGUUGCUCUUCAAACACAAGGAGAUGCUUAAAAAGGAUAUUAUAAAAAAGCGAGGUCUCUUAGAAAAAGAGCUCGGUGUCGAAAUCCAGAAAGAGUUGUCGGCUGAGCUGGCACUCCGAACUCGCGCUGAACGCACCAAGCAAGAGGAAGUGAGAGGAGGCAAGCGACGCGGAACAACCGCCCCUUCCACGCCCAGACCUAACAAGAGAUCUGUUAAGAAAGAAAAAUUAUUAUGUAUAUGUCGCACUCCGUACGACAACACCAAAUUUUAUGUUGGCUGCGAGCACUGCAGCAAUUGGUUCCACGGCGAUUGCGUUGGAGUCACGGAAGAAAUGAGUAAAACGAUGGAAGAGUAUGUAUGUCCAGAUUGUCGACGCGCCGAGGAAACCCAAGAGUUGUACUGUCUUUGCCGGCAACCAUACGAUAAUUCACAAUUUUACAUAUGUUGCGACCGGUGUCAAGAUUGGUUCCAUGGUCGUUGUGUUGGUAUAUUACAGUCAGAAGCAGAUAACAUUGAUGAGUACAUUUGCCCCAAUUGUCAAAAAAAUAAUUCAGUCAAUUAUGCGAAUAUGAAAGAGUUAACUCAAAAAGACUUUGAAAACCUAAAGAGGCUUGUUAAACAGAUACAACUCCACAAAAAUGCUUGGCCAUUCAUGGAACCUGUAGAUCCCAGAGAAGCUCCCACCUACUACAAAGUUAUCAAAGAACCUAUGGAUUUACAAACAGUGGAAAGAAAAGUGAAUGAACAAAUAUAUAGUACUUUAAGUGAGUUUAUUGGUGAUAUGACGAAAAUAUUUGAUAACUGUCGAUACUUCAAUCCAAAGGACUCCGAAUUUUAUCGAUGUGCUGAAGGUCUUGAAGCAUUUUUUGCACAAAAAAUUAAGUACUUUCGUGAAAAGUUAUUCGAAACGACUCAAUGAUAAAAGUUCUAGUGUACAGUGUCUAAAGUAUAACAUGUGAUGAAUUCGGUCUACAAUAGAACACGUUCGCUAUUUUCACUUAUCGUUUUUAUUUUCUAUGAUCUGUAUGUAAAUUGUAAACUAUGUGAUGAACACUACAAAGAAUAAUUUAUAUUAAAUUUCGAUCUAAAGGUAUCUAAAGGAGUUUGUCAGUUUGGUUCUAUUUCAAAGUAUUUAUUGUAUUUAUUACACACUUCAAUUCCCGAAUAAAGCUGACGCUCUUUAGAUAUAAGGCUCUUGACGGGAAAUAUUAUUAUGUAUAGUUUUUGUGAGAUAUUAUGUUAGCUAAUAUAAAUUAGCAACUUUAGUUAGUUUAGUUGUAUUUAGAAUAAGACAAACAUAUUGUAUGUAAGUAAUAAAUUUUUAAUAAGAA
This is a messenger RNA of Helicoverpa armigera (cotton bollworm), 8477 nucleotides long. RefSeq names its product nucleosome-remodeling factor subunit NURF301 (gene E(bx)). The record is from RefSeq and is a predicted model, not a curated record. Gene Ontology annotation, molecular function: RNA polymerase II cis-regulatory region sequence-specific DNA binding. Lineage: Eukaryota; Metazoa; Arthropoda; Insecta; Lepidoptera; Noctuidae. Gene Ontology annotation, biological process: regulation of transcription by RNA polymerase II. Gene Ontology annotation, cellular component: NURF complex.